CGAUUACCUUCACGACGAUACCAGUCUUCUUCCCCGUCCAACCCCGAACCUGCUCCUCAGAAAAGCACUACAACUUCGCCCUCGAAUACUUCCUCACGGGCGCAUUCUCCAAUUUCACCACCACCGGCAGCCCCGGCCCAAUCUGGAUCUCGAUCCCUAAGUCAGAUUAUUCAGGCUGGUCCCUUGGGGAGACUCGGACGAUCGUACUCGCGAUUCCAGGAUAGGCGGCCUUACCUGACGCAAGUAUGUAGUUCGAUUGUCGUGUACCUGUGUGGUGAUUUGAGCGCACAACUGCUGUUCCCGCCGGAGACCGCUACAACAGAGUCUGGGAUGGAGACGGGAGGAUAUGACCCGUGGAGGACAAUGCGCCAUUUAGUGGUGGGUAUUGGGUCCAGCAUCCCAACGUAUAACUGGUUCAUGUUCCUCCACCGCAACUUCAACUUCGCCUCCAAAUUCCUCUCCAUCCUCACCAAAGUCUGCGUUCAACAGGCGGUCUUCACUCCCGUCUUCAACACCUACUUCUUCAGCGUGCACUCGCUCCUUUCCGGCGCAUCGCUCGAGGAGACUCUCGAGCGCCUGAAAGUCGCCCUGCCUGUGAGUAUUGUCAACAGCCUUAAGCUCUGGCCUGCUGUGACGGCGUUCAGCUUCAUGUACGUGCCGCCGCAGUUCCGGAGUAUCUUCUCGGGGUGUAUUGCCGUUGGGUGGCAGACGUAUCUGAGCUGGUUGAAUCAGAAAGCGGCCAGGGAGGUUGAAGCU
Messenger RNA from Aspergillus ochraceoroseus IBT 24754, 756 nucleotides. Its product is annotated as Mpv17/PMP22 family protein. The transcript is spliced from 2 exons. Lineage: Eukaryota; Fungi; Ascomycota; Eurotiomycetes; Eurotiales; Aspergillaceae. Gene Ontology annotation, cellular component: membrane; mitochondrion; cytoplasm. The annotation marks the transcript as partial. The record is from RefSeq and is a predicted model, not a curated record.